AUGCCUGGGCACAGCCCUGGAACUCCCAACACCCUCCGCUCGGGAUUUCGCGCAGCCUGCACCGAAUCAUCCAGAAGAAGGGCCCUCCGCACUUUGCGACGAGCCACGUGGAGUCCUAAGGCAGGUACUGGUCCAAUCGCCGAUUUUCCUCGACGCGCGCAACCUCCCACGAUGGAACUAAAGUGUGCGGACCGGCUGUAUCGGAGGGACGACAGUGGUUCUGAGGGCCUCACGAAGUCUCGGCUGCGACCAUUGGUCCUGGCCAUGUCCCCCAGCGGAGCCCCCACGACGACCAUGGAACGUGCUCCUCAUUUCACCCGGCACCGCCAGCUUCUCAGCGCCGACGGUGGGUGCGAUGAACUCUACAAACCCGCGACCGUUGCCCGGCGAUUGGCCCGCGCGAGACGACGCUCACGGGCCAUGUGUCCGCCCCUCGCAUGGCGUUCCACAACGCCCAAUGAUCGUCUCCAGCGUGGGGAAUGCCUCGGUGGCGGCGGAGUCGCGUUUCCCUCUUGCCGGGGUGAGAGUCCUGGAUGGCCCGGCACCCACGCACUGCCCAGCGCGAUCCCGGUGCAUGAUGCAUCCCUUUCUGGGGUGCGGCCGCCUGAGGUCCGCGCGGCCUGCCCCGCGUAUUCCUGCUCCUGCGGCGACUUUCCGAAAAGCCAACCUCCCGGGCAAUGCCGCCCCCCCUUUCCCAGCGCUGGGGGGCCAGAAUCGGGCGGCGCCCGUGUUCAUUGGAGGUCCCAGGGCUUUCCUGCCACAGACAAGGCGGCGGCCAAGGCUGCACUGAUGCAGAUAUCAUUCUAUCAAGCGUCUCCGUUGCAGGGACGGACACAGUACAUCAUAGUGGGGACGGCACUCCAGGAAUCCAACCGCUGUGACUCCCAAUGGCCCAUCCUCUCGGCGGGUGCUCCACCGAAUCGCAUUGGAGCGGAGCGCGAUGGGAAGGUGACUACAAAUUUUAUGGAGUAUACUUCUAAUACAGGCGCUAUCUUUGAUGGAAGCCCCGGAAUUGGCGGUGGUUGCUUGGCGCUCCCGAUUCAAGAAACUGGGACCGUUGCAUGA
Molecule: messenger RNA, 1065 nt
Organism: Penicillium argentinense
Lineage: Eukaryota; Fungi; Ascomycota; Eurotiomycetes; Eurotiales; Aspergillaceae
Exons: 3
Coding region: 1-1065 (354 amino acids)
Source: RefSeq, a predicted model, not a curated record